UGGCAAAUGUCUCUGCUACUGUAGCAUUGCUUCCUGGUCCGCAGCAGCAGAAGCAGCAGCAGCAGCAGCAGGAUCUGCUCGCACAACAUGGCCCUCUCUUCGUUGCCUUCGACGCCGGUGCUGGCAUUGCUCGUGUUCGUUGGCUACCUUGCCUCACUCGCCAUCUAUCGUCUCUACCUGAGUCCACUUGCGAAAUUCCCUGGUCCCAAGCUCGCCGCUCUGACCAAGUGGUAUGAAGCUUACUAUGAGAUUGUCCUGAAUGGCCAGUUCUCCUUCCACAUUGAAGACUUGCAUAGGCAAUAUGGCCCGAUUGUGCGAAUCACACCCGAAGAGGUGCAUAUUCAAGAUCCGCCAUUCUGGGAAACACUCUAUGUUAAGCACAACAGGACGGCGAAGUACGAAUGGACUUCUGGCCGCUUCGGCAACAGCAGCUCUGUCUUCACGACAUCUGACCCUACCUUGCACAAGGUCCGAAGAGCUCCGCUAAACUACAUGUUCUCGCGCAAAGCCAUCAUCAAUUUCGAGCCAGUCGUGCGAAAGAAGCUAGACAUUUUCUGUCGAGGAUUGGAAAAGUUCCGCGAGACUGGCAGUGUCUGUAAUAUGACAGAAGCCUUCUCUGCUUAUGCUGGUGAUGUCGUGACGAAUUACUGCUUUGGCUACGAUUAUGAUCACUUGUCCCUGGAUGGAUUUACUGAUUCUUUCCACGAUGCCUUCAUGGCUGUUUCCGCUUUUGGCCAUGUGGCACUUCAGUUUCCGUGGAUGCAUUCUCUUCUCAAUAGAUUACCAGACAGCUGGAACGCUGCUAUGAACCCGCCAUUGGCGAAGCUACUCGUCCUUCAAAAGGACCUCCAAGCCAAAAUCGCCUCCGAGCGAACCAAAGUAGAAAAAGGCGAAAAAGAGCAAGAAUACCCAACAAUCUUCCACACACUCUUCGUCGACAAAAACCUCCCCGAAUCCGAGAAAACCAACCUCCGCUUCGCCGAAGAAGCACAGCUCUUCCUCGGAGCAGGCAUUGAAACCACCUCCUGGUCCCUCUCCCAAACCUUCUACUACGUCCUUUCCAACCCCGAAAUCUACGCGAAACUGAAAGCUGAACUCCGCGAAGCCAUUCCAGAUGUCACAGCUCCAGACGCGUUCAGCUAUGCUCGACUUGAGACUCUGCCUUACCUUCGUGGAUGUCUGAAAGAGGGUGUUCGCCUUUCAUUGUCGGUUUCUGCUCGCAAUCCUCGGGUUUUGUCGCAGCCUUUGCCAUGGAAGGAUUGGGUGAUACCAGCUGGGACGCCCAUUUCGAUGACGAUUGCGGAUGUUCAGUUGAAUGAUGACUACUUUGUCGAAGCUGCGGAAUUCAAGCCAGAGCGCUGGCUUGGCGAGUCUCCGAAAGCGCCAGAUGGAAGUCCGUUGGAGAGGUAUUUUGUUGCUUUUGGAAAGGGUCCAAGGAGUUGUUUGGGGAUUAAUCUCGCAUGGAUGGAACUCUUCCUCGCCGCUGGCACGAUUCUUCGAAAGUUCGAUUUGGAGCUUUAUGAGACGAAUAUCUCGGACGUUCUUCUUGCUCAUGACUUUUUCUUGCCGAGUCCGAAGUUGGAUUCGAAGGGUAUCAGGAUUAAGGUUGUGGGAUUGGAUUCUUGAUGACUGCGAGAAGAGUGAAGAGGUGGAGUAGAUAUUUGAUUCGAAGAAAAGCAUGUAGAUACGAGAUGAAUGACGGCCAUGACUUCAACAACCCC
Molecule: messenger RNA, 1721 nt
Organism: Cercospora beticola
Lineage: Eukaryota; Fungi; Ascomycota; Dothideomycetes; Mycosphaerellales; Mycosphaerellaceae
Source: RefSeq, a predicted model, not a curated record